Messenger RNA from Acanthoscelides obtectus, 4730 nucleotides. Lineage: Eukaryota; Metazoa; Arthropoda; Insecta; Coleoptera; Chrysomelidae. The record is from the annotation of a GenBank genome assembly.
UUCUACGUCUCCUACACGACCCUGAAUUCUAUUGAUUCAUUAAUUCAUUUCCGUUCAGAAAAUGCUUGAGAGAGCGUCGUAUUGCGUUCUUAUCGCGGUUUAACUUUGGAAUAAGAUAUAUAAUUUUAAGUAUUCAUCAGAAAAGUAUAUAGAACUUUGUUCAUCUACAUUGUGUAUAUUGUUUAACGUUAAAUUCCGUCAUCAGAAAGAGCAAUCGUAAGAGAUAAGUUUGAAAUUGGUUUUUGCGUCUACGUAAUGGAGGUUCAGGGCGUUGUCUCCAUAUGUUUAGAAAAUAAGUUGAAUUGUUUUCUGAAUUCGUUGCGGAAUCUUAGCAGUUGAAGAACAUUGAUAGUAGACAUUGUAGUGAUAACCCGAUACUUUUUUCGUGUGCCACAGAUUAGGAUAUCCCGUAAAUCAAAAUGCCACGAAUUGAUCCGUUACAACUUUUAAAGUGCUUCUCGCCAUUUUUGACACCGGAAGGCGGUAUUUUGUCAAGAGAAGAGGUACCCAGAUUAGUCGAUUUGAUGAUGAAGUUCAGUAAAAAGCUUGUGAGUAAAUGUGUGUACAUCCUGAUUCUAAAGCACACGCAAACAGAUUUUGUGGACUUGUUCAUGGCUGGAGGUGGUUGGCAUUUGAUCCAGACUUGGCUGCAAGAUGCUAUACAUAACAGCAACUGGGAGUUGGUGAAAGAGGUACUGGGACUCCUGCUGAUGACCCCAGUUGAUGUAGAGAGGCUGAAAUUGAACAUCCUACCGAAGUUGGUGAAGAGCCUAUCACGUAGAGAGGAACAGGAUGGUGUUGCCCAGUUAUCCAACCAACUAGUCCAACAAUGGCUGAGCGUCGUCAAAAGCAAUACUGCAUCUCAACAACAACCUCCUAACGCACCUGCCGUUCCGGAGACCAAUAAAAACGCUACCCCAGUAGAAGCAGCUUCUGCGCCUGCCGUUACGGAGCAAGCAGUCGAAGAGAAAAAGGAGAAUGCAGAACCUGAAACUGUACCCUCAAGUACAUUCUAUAGUGGUCCUAACAAAAACGAUGAAGAUGUCAAAGAUGAAAAGCCUGAGGCUACAGAAACAGCCCCUAUUGAAAUGGUGGAAGAAGAUACAGAGAAAGAGAAGGAAAGGGAGAAAGAAAAAAGUAAAGAUAAGGAUGAUAAGCACAAGUCUAGCUCCAGGAGUAAGUCGAGCAGUAGCAGCAGUAGGGAUAAGGACAGGGAUAGGCACAGGGAUAAAGAUAAGGACAGGAAGAAAUCGAGUUCCAGUUCCAAAUCGAGUAGGGAUAAAGACAGGAGCAAGAGCAGCAGUAGCAGCUCGAGUAAAGACAAAGACAGAGAUAGAGACAGGAAAGACAGAGAUAGGCAUAAGAGUAACGGUGAAAUCAAAAGCUCCAGCGGUAGGAGCAGUAGCAGCAGUAAGGACAAGAAGGAUAGUUCGAAGAGCAAAGAUAGUAAGGACAGCAAGGAAAAACAAGCAGAGAAGGACAAAGACACGUUAGCCAAGUUGAAGCCGCCAACUAUCGAUAAACUAGGCAAGAUUCCGAAGAAAACAAGUGCCGUGGAUGAGAAGACCGAGAAGGAAAAGGAGGAAUUGGAUAAAAUCAAAAAGAAGUUUUCGGUGGGAGUGAAGAAAAAUAGCGAGGAACGGCCGAAGACGGUGAAAGUGUUCAAUUCGAAGAUGCGGUCCACCGGGUUGGAAGAAGAGGUUAAACCGGCUCCCCCGCGGCCGGUAAAGAAACCAACCCCCAGUGUCCAGUUACCAACGAUCCCCAUGAAGCGACCGUCGCCUCCCCGGGAGCACAAAGAACCGGCGAUACCGCCCGAGAAGAAACUGAAGAUGGACAAGGUGGACCUGCCGGAACGACCGGGAGGAGUCAAGUUGAUACCACCGAAGCCUAAACGUAAGUGUCCCAGUUCCUUAUCUUAUUCACGGGCGCUUUUUGUUUUUUCAGGUGGUAUUCAGACUGGCAACGUCGCACCCCUGACUUUCCCAGGAAAGGACGCAGAGCUGUCGUGCAUGGUACUGCCGCCGGGGCCGCUGCUGAUGCUGGGCGCUGUUUGGUACCACCAAAAGGGAACGGUCGUACAGGGAAAAUGGUUACGAGUCUUUUCAUUAUUACUGCUCAGUAUUCUAGAUGGUAUACACAAGUUUAUUAUGUUUUGGUCGAAAAAUAUGUAUGGUCGUAGAUGGAAGGUGGUGAUGGAAGCAGGCGGUAUUGGUUGACUUUUUAUUUUUUUACGGAGCUUUGAUAUCGGAACGAGAAAGACAGCGCUCAGGACAUAGGCUCAAAAAGAUUGAGGAACGAUGGUUUUGACAGAUAAUGUGCAACGGAACUGUAGAGAAAUAAUUUUAUGCGAGCAGCAAAGCUUGUGUGACUGUAAUCUCGAGCUUUCGACAAACUAUGUUUUCAUCUUCAGGAGCUAAAACAAUUAUGAAAAUAGCAACCUAUGUAGAACAGAUUUAAAUUUUCAAAUUACUUACUCGUCGAUGAGUUUGCAGCUAAAUGGUGUUUUAAAACGAAAACGUGGAUGAGAACACUUGUUACAAUUAUAAAACCAAAAGACCGGACACAUUGGGUUUGUUGUUAACGACGAAGACAUAAACCCGAACAAAUUAUAAAUUGUAGAACAUACUAAGUUAUUAAAAAACUGACACUACAUUUUAGGGAAACAGUAAAUUCUUUCUUAACACCGUGGUCACAGUGAAUGAAACCGGAAAUGUGACGUGGUAGACAGAUGUACGUCAUGAAAGAAUGUGGAAGUAUACUUUCUAUGAAUUUAGAUGGUAAUGACACCAGAAAAGAUGGUUUGUGUGAAAAAUUUUAAUAUUUAUUAUUACUACGAAACCUUGAAAAUUCCUCUGUUUUACGGGAUAUAUAAUAGAAAUUUGUGCUCUAUUGUUGGGAAGAUGUUGGACUAACUGGAAUAUGUAGUCUUUCCAAUUUUUCGCAGUUCAGCAAGUGAGAAUAAAUGAUACUAAGUUUCUGAACUUCAGCCUUUUAUUCAUUCAGUGAUCUGUCAUGAAAAUGUGGGACAUUUUUAAAAGACGUUUUGAAAGGUGUUUUUAUCUUACAUGAUAUCAAAAUCUUAAAAAAUUAUAUCUUAGGAGUGGAUAAAUGUAUCGCAAAUGUUGCGGCAGCAUAACUUCCUUUUUCAAAAUGAGGCCUUUGCAUUUACCUAAAAUCACAAUGUGGUGGUGUGUAGUUUCUCCAGCUGGAAUUAUUGGUCCCUGGUUUUGGUUCAAUCAAGACGGUGCAUCACAGCACACACUGCAGGAGCGUCGCGCCUCUCAUCAAUUAAGGGCGAUUAGAAGUGACCGACCCGCUCUCCCGAUUUGGCCCUUUGUGAUUUUUUUCUAUAGGUUUUUUUUGAAACCCGUGUUUUUGUGAACCAUCCAAGAUUUGAAGACCAACAUCCAGGAAUAAAUUGCCAACAUAACGCCUGCUAUGCUGAUUUACUCAGUAUCUGAGGAAUCAGCAUAUCUGAUUUGAUCUUCAAUAUUAGGUAAAACAACACUUCAUGCUUGCCCCUACGUUAAAAAAAAAACAAAUAAAAAUACCAGUGAUGUAGAAAUUUUAAAUACUCUAUGUCUCGGUAAUGGGACAUUUUAGGUUGCGGUAACGCAUCGUAUUACUACCUCAAAAUGUGACAACUCAUUUCAAGGAAUGUAAAUGAUAGUGCUUAUGAAAAAUUGAAUGAAUUUUAGAUGUUUCAAGAAGAACCUGUCCAUGCAAAAAUUCAGUGUUUAAGUGCCAGGGGGAGACGACACCCUCCUGAAAAUUUGGACCUUGAAAUUGAUUUUGUGUACAAUUUGGGGACUCUAAGGAUUUCACUGCCAAUUCCCCUGUUCAAAAAAUUUUUCACAUUCCUACGGGCUUCCAUGCAUUUUUGAUAAGCACUAUCGAAAGAUUUUUGCAUGUUUUCGUAUAAAUAUGUUUGUCCAUCACCACCCGAGAGCGGUAAAAACCAGUAUUUUUCGACCACAUUUUAGAUAAAUAACAUUUAUACUCCUCUCCCACUUAAUUCUGUAAAGGCACAGUCUAGCUUACUAUAUAUUGGAAGUGUUUGUGCGCGCAUCGAUGAAGAAACGAUCGAGUCUACAUCCAGCGGCAUCUACAGUGUGUGAAUAUCGCAAAGUGCAACGGUGAUCGCGAGUGGGACUUUUCAUUAUAUUCUCACACUUUUUGUUUAUAAAAAGAACGUUGCGAUAUGUCACACCGUAUGGUAAGUUGAACAAAUACACUGUAAUUAUUUUAGUAUCUGACUGACUGUAUAUUUCCAUGGAUUUUGAGAAAUAAAAAGCAUUUCAACAAGAUACAGUGAGGUAUAUGGGAAUAGUGGAUCCUCUCCUUAGUAUAUAAAGCGUAUAAGAAACGAUGCGACAUUUAAACAAAGCACCGAAGACCAAAGCGGUCCGUAAUAGGCGAAACUUUAGAAAAUAGGGAUAGGGAACAGAUAUUUGGAUAUACAGGGUUCAUUAUGAAAGUAUUGCGAUUUUUUUUGGAAAACAGAUUUUCAAAUGCUUAAAAUUUUUUAAAAUACCUACGCUUGCGGAGACGAGAUUGCCACGCCUAAGAGGCGCCUUGUAAUUUCUCGAUGGGAAUGCCUCUCAGGGACGUUGUAGCAUGCUGUUGGAUAGUAAACAACUUGAGAGAAAUGGGAAUCUUCAUUACGUGGAGGCGAUCUAACCAAUUCGUCUACAACCAACUUGCAGAAUCGGCAAAUUCAAUAGUAC